This is a messenger RNA of Daucus carota subsp. sativus, 1662 nucleotides long. Its product is annotated as regulatory protein NPR5. Lineage: Eukaryota; Viridiplantae; Streptophyta; Magnoliopsida; Apiales; Apiaceae. Gene Ontology annotation, cellular component: nucleus. Gene Ontology annotation, molecular function: protein binding; transcription cis-regulatory region binding. The transcript has 2 exons. The coding region runs from base 144 to 1550 and encodes 468 amino acids. The record is from RefSeq and is a predicted model, not a curated record. Gene Ontology annotation, biological process: regulation of DNA-templated transcription; induced systemic resistance, jasmonic acid mediated signaling pathway; plant organ development.
UGAGCCGCCCCGAACAGCCACUCAAUUUGCGCCCCCCCUCUCUCUCUUAAACAAAAAAAAUAUCUCGCAUCACCUACAGAGAAUCUCUCCGAAAACAAAUUUAGCGUUUUCAAUCUUCAUCUGAAAUUCACAAGCAGAAUUUAAUGUCGGAUGAGAGCUUGAGAUCUCUAUCACUAGAUUGUUUAAAUCUUCUAAUAAAUGGUCAGGCUUUCAGUGACGUCACCUUCAGUGUCGAGGGUCGUUUGGUUCAUGCGCACCGAUGCAUCUUAGCAGCGAGGAGCCUCUUCUUUCGAAAGUUCUUCUGCGAAGCCGAAACAUCGGGUGAUCACGGUGGGAGGACUAGCGGCGGUGCCUUGGCGUCGUCGCCGCGUGGAGGCGGUCCGAAUUGCCAGGUCAUCCCCGUGAAUUCAGUAGGGUACGAGGUUUUCUUGUUGAUGUUGCAAUUCUUGUAUAGCGGUCAGGUCUCGGUUGUGCCGCAAAAGCAUGAGCCGAGGCCUAAUUGCGGGGAGAGGAGUUGUUGGCAUACGCAUUGCACUGCAGCCGUUGAUCUUGCUCUUGAUACUCUUGCGGCCGCUAGAUCUUUUGGGGUCGAACAGCUUUCUUUGCUUACUCAGAAGCAACUGGAAAGCAUUGUGGAGAAGGCCUCGAUUGAAGAUGUAAUGAAGGUUUUAAUAGCCUCGAGAAAGCACGAAAUGCAGCAGCUGUGGAAUACUUGUUCUCAUUUAGUUGCGAAAUCUGGUCUUCCACCCGAAAUCCUAGCCAAGCAUCUCCCCAUCGAUGUCGUAUCCAGAAUCGAGGAGCUUCGUCUCAAAUCAUCACUCAUUCAUCACUCUGUCGUGCCCCACCACCACAUCGCCACAUCUGCUGACUUCGAGGAUCACAAAAUCCGACGAAUGAGGCGAGCUCUCGAUUCCUCUGACGUGGAAUUGGUCAAACUCAUGGUCAUGGGAGAAGGCCUUAAUCUGGAUGAAGCACUGGCACUGCAUUAUGCCGUAGAGAAUUGCAGCCGAGAAGUCGUCAAGGCAUUGCUCGAACUCGGCGCAGCCGACGUGAAUUUCCCCUCGGGCCCAGCCGGGAAAACCCCCCUCCACAUUGCGGCCGAGAUGGUCUCACCAGACAUGGUCUCGGUACUAUUAGACCACCACGCAGACCCGAAUGUCCAAAUGGCCGAAGGAAUCACUCCUCUCGACGUGCUCCGAACCCUAACAUCCGAUUUUCUCUUCAAAGGGGCCGUUCCAGGACUCACACAUAUUGAGCCUAACAAGCUUCGGCUGUGUCUCGAGCUCGUACAAUCAGCCGCUCUGGUGAUCUCAAGAGAAGGAGGUGGCGGAAGUGAACCUAAUUCUUCGCAAGCCAUUUAUCCGCCGCCUCUGAUGAGCAGCGAAGAUCAUCAAAGCAGCGGAGGGAGUACAGGUGGCAAUCCGAAUCUGGAUUCGAGGAUGGUGUAUCUUAAUCUCGGAGCAGCAGCACAUUUGAACGAGGGAGAUAGUCGAAAUGCCCAAAGGGAUCAUCCUUCUUCCAUGUAUCACAAUUCUCAUCACGCCUACUAAUAAUUGACUAGCCAUUGCCAACAUUAACUAUAUAUAUUUUGUGUCGAAUUAGUUCCUGACAUAAUCCAUAUUUUCUUUAUAACGAAGAUCAAGCCGUUUGGGACUGGCUAUA